AUGGCGUUAUUUUUAGACCAAUCGUUCGAUCUAGUUAAGAAAAUAAGCAUGGAGACUGAAAGUGACUUUAUUUUGAACAAAAACACGGUCCAUUAUUCAGAUGUAACAGCCGAACAGACGUCGUCCUCACCUGAAGUGGAAAGAAAUAACAACCCAGACGGCCAGAGGAAAAGAAAAAGUACCAUCUUCAGCCGCGCGCAGCUGUCAGAACUUGAGCGCGCGUUCGUGGUGACCCCGUACCCAGACAUCACCCUGCGCGAGAGCCUAGCCGCGCUCACGUUACUGCCCGAAAGCAAGAUUCAGGUGUGGUUUCAAAACAGACGAGCUCGCAGUAUGAAAAGUAAAAAGCUGUCCAGACCAGUCAGGAGUCCAGCAAGAGCCGUUUCCUCCAACCAUGUAACUUCCAUUCCACAGAUCAACCCUGGUUUGACCUCAGAACAGACAGAAAGACCUGACAGAUAUCAAACAGCGAGCAGGAGCCCUGGUCACCAUCAGCACAGCUUCAGACAAGCACUGAGUCCCUGGUCUCAAAACCUCCCUCAUCCCAUCUCUCCAGACCUCCCUGGAGUCCCGCCCUGGGGAAACAGACACCCUCAUACAUCGGCAUCUUUCUCAUCCGACAGACCAGCUCAACAUCCGUUCCAAAAUCGGCCAGACUGUCUCUGGCAGAUGAACUGCUUCGCGUCUCCUGAAGAGUUUUCAGGCCAUCAGUUGAAGUCAUAUUGUAGUUCCAGUCAGUCCAUUUACAGUUGUGUGUCUGAGGAGCAAGCGAUCUCUGCACAUCAGGCCUGUAUGGAAGGAGCUGUGCAUCGACAGAGUCAAGCCGUCAUUCACUAUCCUCAGACAUCACUGGGAGAUAUUUCCGAACUUAUUUAUAGUGCAGCCGUGGUCACCAACCUGGAAGACUGCUAACAAGUGUUGUUUUAAUACAGUAAUGUCAAUUAUAAAUACUUUGAAAACUAUUAGUAUCAUGAGAUCCGUAGGCCUACAGCAACAAAACGAAUGGUGCUCUACAAUGCCUGUUGUGAAUCUCAAACUUGAUUAUUUAUAUGUAAUAAUACAAACUAAAAAAACGUCAAAAGUGGAAAUGUAAAUAAUGUUCUUUGUAUGGCUUGUGUGACGGGAAGCUUAGUCCCUUUGUGUUCUCUCAUUUCAAGAUUUAAACUGUUUGAUGUGUUUUGACUUGUAAAAACUAUCGCGUUGUUUCUUUUUUUAACCAAAUUAAAAGCAUUCAUUUCACUAACAUUGUUGCGUGUAGUUUUUGCGUAGGCUAUGUGAUUUCUUCGCCUCCCGUUUGUUCGCAAAACAAUGAUAGCCUAUGUAUUAUUAUUAAAAAAGAAAGUACAAUGAUGAAACAUUAUGAAAAUGAAUAUAAAAGCAUCAAAAUAAAU
This is a messenger RNA of Triplophysa rosa, 1391 nucleotides long. RefSeq names its product SEBOX homeobox (gene sebox). The record is from RefSeq and is a predicted model, not a curated record. Gene Ontology annotation, molecular function: DNA binding. The coding region runs from base 1 to 912 and encodes 303 amino acids. The transcript has 3 exons. NCBI's taxonomy places the organism in Eukaryota, Metazoa, Chordata, Actinopteri, Cypriniformes, Nemacheilidae.